This is a messenger RNA of Acanthosepion pharaonis, 2745 nucleotides long. The record is from the annotation of a GenBank genome assembly. Lineage: Eukaryota; Metazoa; Mollusca; Cephalopoda; Sepiida; Sepiidae.
AUGUCUUUAAAUUUCAUUCGCUUUUCCCUCUUCUUCUGGGGCUUACAUCACUUGACAUUGGCGGUGCGUGUGUUGAAUUAUCAUGUGCUUGAAGAGCAGCAGGCCAAUACUUACGUUGGCAAUGUAGCUAACGACAUCAUUGGUCCAAAUAAUGGUGAUUACUGGUUCCGUUUUCUGACUCAAGGCAACCAAUUCACCGAUCUUUUCCAUAUCGGAAAAACGACAGGCAUUAUAACAACUGCUGUACCUAUUGAUCGGGAACAUGUCUGUGACAGUAAUUUGGGUAAAGGUGAUAAGAAUCGGGGCUUGUGUAUUCUUAAUAUGAACGUCGCAGUACAGUCAGAAAGUGAUCCACGCUUUUUAGAUAUGCUAAAACUUAAAAUUCAUGUUGACGACAUCAACGAUAAUGCGCCGUUCUUCGAUAAAGAAGAAGUUUCGCUGGAAAUUCUUGAAUCGACUCCAGUGAACACAUUAUUCACAAUCGAAGAUGCUCGGGAUUUGGACACGGGUGGAAACAAUUCUGUUAGAUAUUACGCACUUCUAAAUGAUUUGGAUAAGUUUAGUUUGAUUGAGCAAGAUGGAUACCUGGAAGGCUUACUUCUAAAAAGUAAGCUCAAUCAUGAAGAGCAGGAUUUUUAUCAACUAAAUAUCGUGGCUAAGGAUGGCGGUAUUCCGCAGCGAAGUGGUUACGUCGUUGUCAACGUAACUGUCAUAGAUGUCAAUGAUAACGCUCCGAGUUUUAAUAAAAAAUCUUAUAAUGUUUACAUCCACGAAAACCAGCCAGUUUCUUCAACUGUGCUCACUUUAACAGCACACGAUCCAGAUUCAGGCCCGAAUGGGCAAGUUGGCUACAAACUUUAUCACAGAACACCACAGUAUAUUAAGGAUAUUUUCAAAAUCAAUGAAACAUCGGGCGAAAUCAUUCUGAAUAAAAAGGUAGAUUAUGAAGAAAGGCCGAAAUAUUUAUUCAAAGUUAUUGGCUUUGAUCAUGGCCUUCGACCUCGUUCAGCCACUGCUCAAGUAAGCGUCAAUGUAGUCGAUAUUAACGACAAUAAACCGGACAUUAUCAUCAAUCUUUUGUCCCUUGGCUAUGCAGCAAAUGUGUCCGAAUCUGCGUCAACUGGGAAGUUAAUUGCUCACGUUUCAAUCAAAGAUACGGACGAAGAGCAAAAUGGAAACGUUAGCUGUUCGAUUAAUGAUCAUCAUUUCACACUUCAGACGUUUUUCUAUAAAGAAUACAAAGUGGUCAUUUCCAAACCAUUGGAUUUUGAGAAGACCUCUGUUCACAAUGUCACGAUCAAAUGUCAUGAUCACGGCACGCCACAACUCCAUAACGAGAAGAGCUUCUUAGUUCUAGUCACUGACGAAAACGACAAUCCGCCCGUGUUUGAACAGUCAUUCAUCAAAACUCCAAUGACAGAAAACAACAAUUUUCUCGAAUAUGUCACUAAGGUGACAGCCAGAGAUAACGAUACAGGAAUGAAUUCCGAAAUUCACUACAUGCUUCACGAAGAUGGCAAGUCCUGGUUUAACAUCGAUCACCAGACCGGCGUCAUUACUGCUAACAAGCAAUUUGACCGGGAAAGCAAUUCUGAAAUUGAGUUCAGAGUUCUGGCAGUUGAUUCUGGCAAUCCAGCUCUAACUGGCACGGCCACUGUUCUCUUGAAUAUCCUUGAUAUUAACGAUGAAGCACCGACAUUCAAAAAGAAACAUUACGAAUUCCACGUGAAAGAGGGACAGGCACCCUUUACAUUCAUUGGGCGUGUCGAUGCCCAAGAUUUAGACCAUGGUGAAAAUGGAAGGUUGAGAUACUGGACUUCCAAAAACUAUGAGGCGUCUCAACUUUUUAUGGUCACUGACGGAAUAUUAAAAACAAAAGCGACAUUGAGUCGCAUGAAGGGUCAGAGAUACGACUUUAUGGUUGUCGCAGCCGACCAUGGAAAAAAGCCGAUGAGUUCAUCAACUAAUGUCACGGUUUUUGUUGAUGACAUUAAUGACAAUUACCCAUACAUUAUUUAUCCAUCAGAUACAAACAAUUCCAUUUCCGUCGUGUUUGAAAUGACGACAACAGACCGACCAAUUGCAAGGGUCAUUGCCCAAGAUGACGAUGAAGGUGACAACGCCAUGUUGUCUUAUUUUCUGAAAAAUACUCCCGAAACGACUGGAUUGUUUCGGAUAAAUCACACAUCGGGAGAAAUAAUGCUGAUUAAAAAUUCUAAUGUUCAUUUACGGAAUAAAGCGUAUACUCUGUCUAUUGUGGUUCAAGACCACGGAAAACCGUCAAAAAGCACUCCUGCGUUUCUUAUUGUUAACAUGAGUCUCGGAAACAGCACAAGGGUGGCAUUUGGGAAAAUGGGGCCGGACGACGGACGAAAUUUGACAAUUGUCAUCGUCCUUGGGGCUGUUACUGUUGUUCUUGCCACGUGUAUUGUCAUCACAAUCUGUAUCAUUAAAAAGGUAGACCAGAACAGGCGACGCUAUCCCGCAAAAAUGCACGAAGAUGCUCGCCGAAAAUCGGAUAGCUCUCCAGAUUCUGAGAGACUGAAACAUAAAAAAGAAGUAAGCUUUUCAUUGGAUGGAGCCGACCCUACCGGAAAAGGUUCUGUCAGCUCCUUAGCCAGUAAUACGACGGUGAAGAAUCCAGGAGCAUUUUUCGCUCCGGAAUUACCUUCCUUGCAGGUAAGUCUAUCAGUUUUUAUCAUUCUUCCUAAGAAAACGUUGUUGAGCAGAUUUUUCUUUCACUGA